UUUGACGAUGUCAAAUUUGCAAUUUUCUCGACGCAGUCGUACGGUCGCGUGCUCGUGUUACUCGUGCGAGCGUUGUCAGUGUGUGUCGAGAGCUCUGCGCGCGGAUCCAGGCGGGACUGUGCCGCCGCCGCGAUGCCGAUCUGCGCGCCGUCGUCGGACUCCUCGGCCUCGUCGGCCUCCGGCGGCCGCGGGUGGAUAGUCCACGGGCUGGCGCUCGGCGCGGCGGCGGCGGCGGCCGCGGCCGCGGCGUACCUGUACCGCCGGCCGAGCGGGUUCCGCAGCCGCGCGGUGGGCAUCAUACCCGCGCGCUUCGCCUCCUCGCGCUUCGAGGGCAAGCCGCUCGCGCACAUCCUCGGCAAGCCCAUGAUCCAGAGAACAUGGGAAAGAGUUAUGUUAGCUUCUUCCUUGGACCAUGUUGUUGUGGCAACAGAUGAUGAGAGAAUUGCAGAUUGUUGUCGAGGAUUUGGAGCUGAUGUUAUAAUGACAUCAGAAUCAUGCAGAAAUGGAUCUGAGCGCUGCUGUGAGGCACUUCAAAAGCUUGGGAAACGUUAUGAUAUUGUUGUCAAUAUUCAAGGAGAUGAACCUCUUAUUGAACCAGAGAUAAUAGAUGGUGUCGUUAUGGCAUUGCAGCAAGCUCCUGAUGCAGUGUUCAGCACAGCUGUUACUUCACUGAAGCCUGAAGAUGCAUCUGACACGAAUCGAGUGAAGUGUGUUGUGGAUAAUCAGGGCUACGCAAUCUACUUUUCAAGAGGGCUGAUACCAUCGAACAAGUCAGGGAAAGUCAAUCCUAAAUAUCCGUAUCUUCUCCAUCUUGGAAUCUCGGGCUUUGAUUCGAAGUUCUUGAUGAUCUAUCCAGAACUUCCACUGACACCUUUACAACUUGAAGAGGACCUAGAGCAACUCAAAGUUCUUGAAAAUGGCUAUAGGAUGAAGGUGAUCAAAGUGGACCACGAUGCUCAUGGUGUAGAUGCACCUGAGGAUGUUGAGAAAAUCGAAGAACUGAUGCGAGCGAGAAACAUUCAGUAGAAAAUUAAGAGUAUGUGCUUUGCAUUGCCAUCGCCCUUCGGAGUAGGUUCACUGUGAGACUUUGGCUGUGCUACAUUUUCUGCAGAGCUGUUCAGUUAGCUGUUUUUUCCUGCCCCUUUUCCGAGACCCAAAUGUCCCUGUAUUUAAUAUUUGAUGAUUUGUUUCGUGGCAGUGUGGCAAUAUCCAACAUCCGGCCCUGUUUGGGAGCAUUGUAUAAUUUUGCACCUGUAAUUGCAUCCCAUCUGCAUUUUCCUAUGCACAAGAAUACUUCAGAAAUGUAUCUGAUUUUUAUACCCCCUGCAAAA
This is a messenger RNA of Panicum virgatum (switchgrass), 1331 nucleotides long. Its product is annotated as 3-deoxy-manno-octulosonate cytidylyltransferase. The coding region runs from base 133 to 1026 and encodes 297 amino acids. The record is from RefSeq and is a predicted model, not a curated record. Gene Ontology annotation, molecular function: 3-deoxy-manno-octulosonate cytidylyltransferase activity. The transcript has 8 exons. Gene Ontology annotation, cellular component: cytosol. Lineage: Eukaryota; Viridiplantae; Streptophyta; Magnoliopsida; Poales; Poaceae.